AUGGGCGGUCAUCGCCGUUCCUCCGCGCGUGUGCGGUCCCCGGUCCCUGAGGCCGACGAAGACUUUGCGGUGGCCCACGAGGCCGACCAAGAUCCCGCGGUGGAAGAAGACGGUACGGUAGCCCCCGAGGCCGAAGCAGACCCUGCAGCGCCAGGGUAUGACAAGCCCUCGUUGGAGAGCCGUGUGUAA
Penicillium brasilianum is the source of this 189-nucleotide messenger RNA. Lineage: Eukaryota; Fungi; Ascomycota; Eurotiomycetes; Eurotiales; Aspergillaceae. The record is from the annotation of a GenBank genome assembly.